Messenger RNA from Cricetulus griseus (Chinese hamster), 4475 nucleotides. Lineage: Eukaryota; Metazoa; Chordata; Mammalia; Rodentia; Cricetidae. The record is from RefSeq and is a predicted model, not a curated record.
CUUUGCUUUGUCGGAUGAAGCGUACAGAUCCCUCCGUGAUCAAGAUAAAGACCAGUGCAUACUCAUUACUGGAGAAAGUGGAGCAGGAAAAACAGAGGCCAGCAAGCUUGUUAUGUCCUAUGUGGCAGCAGUUUGUGGAAAAGGAGCGGAAGUUAAUGAAGUCAAGGAACAGCUUCUGCAGUCCAACCCUGUCCUGGAAGCCUUUGGAAAUGCCAAGACCGUAAGGAAUGACAACUCCUCUAGAUUUGGCAAAUAUAUGGAUAUUGAAUUUGACUUUAAAGGUGAUCCACUGGGAGGAGUGAUAAGUAACUAUCUUUUAGAGAAAUCUCGAGUUGUUAAGCAGCCCAGAGGUGAAAGAAACUUCCACGUGUUCUAUCAGCUGCUCUCCGGAGCCUCUGAGGAGCUGCUCCACAAGCUUAAGCUUGAGCGGGACUUCAGCAGAUACAACUAUCUGAGUCUGGACUCUGCCAAAGUGAAUGGUGUGGAUGAUGCUGCCAACUUCAGAACUGUCAGGAAUGCCAUGCAGAUCGUGGGCUUUAUGGAUCAUGAAACUGAGGCUGUCCUGGAGGUAGUAGCUGCUGUGCUGAAACUGGGGAACAUUGAGUUCAAGCCCGAAUCACGAAUGAAUGGUUUGGAUGAAAGCAAAAUCAAAGAUAAAAAUGAAUUAAAAGAAAUCUGUGAAUUGACCAGCAUUGACCAAUUGGUUCUAGAAAGAGCGUUUAGUUUCCGAACAGUUGAAGCGAAGCAGGAGAAAGUUUCGACCACACUGAAUGUGGCUCAGGCUUAUUAUGCCCGUGAUGCCCUGGCCAAAAACCUCUACAGCAGGCUGUUUUCAUGGUUGGUAAAUCGCAUCAAUGAAAGCAUUAAGGCACAAACCAAAGUGAGAAAGAAGGUCAUGGGUGUUCUGGACAUUUAUGGCUUUGAAAUAUUUGAGGAAAACAGCUUCGAGCAGUUUAUUAUUAAUUAUUGUAAUGAAAAGCUUCAACAAAUCUUCAUCGAACUUACUCUGAAAGAAGAGCAAGAGGAAUACAUACGGGAGGACAUAGAAUGGACUCACAUUGAUUACUUCAACAAUGCUGUCAUUUGUGAGCUAAUAGAAAACAACACGAAUGGAAUCUUGGCCAUGCUGGAUGAAGAGUGCCUGAGGCCUGGCACUGUCACAGAUGACACCUUCCUGGAAAAGCUGAACCAAGUCUGUGCCACCCACCAGCACUUCGAGAGCAGGAUGAGCAAGUGUUCCCGAUUCCUCAACGACACCACCCUGCCUCACAGCUGCUUCAGAAUCCAGCAUUACGCUGGCAAGGUGCUGUACCAGGUGGAAGGAUUUGUUGACAAGAACAAUGACCUCCUGUACCGAGACCUGUCCCAAGCCAUGUGGAAGGCCGGCCAUGCCCUCAUCAAAUCUCUGUUCCCUGAAGGGAACCCUGUGAAAGUCAACCUGAAAAGACCUCCUACAGCAGGGUCACAGUUCAAGGCAUCCGUGGCCACUUUGAUGAAAAACCUGCAGACCAAGAAUCCAAACUACAUCAGGUGCAUCAAGCCGAAUGACAAAAAGGCUGCACACAUUUUCAAUGAGAGUCUGGUAUGCCAUCAGAUCAGGUACCUGGGUCUUCUGGAGAAUGUCCGCGUGAGGCGUGCAGGCUACGCCUUCCGCCAGGCCUAUGAACCUUGCCUGGAAAGAUACAAGAUGCUUUGCAAACAGACAUGGCCUCACUGGAAAGGGCCAGCAAGGUCUGGUGUGGAGAUUCUGUUUAAUGAGCUAGAGAUCCCUACAGAAGAAUACUCCUUUGGUAGAUCCAAGAUAUUCAUCCGAAACCCAAGAACAUUAUUCCAAUUGGAAGACCUAAGGAAGCAGCGGCUAGAGGACCUGGCCACUCUCAUUCAAAAAAUUUAUCGGGGAUGGAAAUGUCGUACCCAUUUUCUGCUCAUGAAAAAAAGCCAAGUUGUGAUUGCUGCCUGGUGCAGGAGAUACGCGCAACAGAAGCGGUACCAGCAGAUAAAGAGCUCAACCCUGGUAGUUCAGUCUUACAUCCGGGGCUGGAAGGCGCGAAGGGAGCUGAGACGGCUGAAGGAGGAGGCUAGGAAUAAACAUGCUAUUGCAGUUAUUUGGGCUUUCUGGCUUGGAUCGAAGGCUCGAAGGGAAUUGAAACGCUUGAAGGAGGAGGCUAGGCGUAAGCAUGCAGUUGCUGUCAUUUGGGCUUACUGGCUUGGACUGAAGGUACGCCGGGAAUACAGGAAGUUCUUUAGAGCGAAUGCUGGAAAGAAAAUCUAUGAGUUUACACUUCAAAGAAUUGUGCAAAAAUACUUCUUGGAAAUGAAAAAUAAGAUGCCUUCCUUGUCACCAAUAGACAAAAAUUGGCCAUCAAGACCUUACCUGUUCUUGGACUCGACUCACAAGGAGCUGAAAAGGAUCUUCCACUUGUGGAGGUGUAAAAAAUACAGGGACCAGUUCACAGACCAGCAGAAACUCAUUUAUGAGGAGAAGCUAGAGGCCAGUGAACUCUUCAAAGACAAGAAAGCUUUGUAUCCUUCUAGUGUUGGGCAACCUUUCCAAGGAGCUUACCUGGAAAUCAACAAGAACCCAAAGUAUAAGAAACUCAAAGACGCCAUUGAAGAGAAGAUCAUUAUCGCUGAAGUUGUGAACAAAAUUAACCGUGCUAAUGGGAAGAGUACAUCCCGGAUUUUCCUCUUGACAAACAAUAACCUUCUCCUCGCUGACCAAAAGUCCGGGCAGAUCAAGUCCGAGGUGCCCCUGGUGGAUGUGACCAAGGUCUCCAUGAGUUCGCAAAACGAUGGCUUCUUUGCAGUCCACCUCAAGGAGGGCUCAGAAGCAGCUAGUAAAGGAGACUUUCUCUUCAGCAGUGAUCACCUCAUUGAAAUGGCCACCAAGCUUUAUCGCACGACUCUCAGCCAAACCAAUCAGAAGCUCAACAUUGAGAUCUCCGAUGAGUUCCUGGUGCAGUUCAGACAAGACAAAGUGUGUGUGAAGUUUAUUCAAGGCAACCAGAAAAAUGGGAGCGUGCCAACCUGCAAACGAAAGAACAACCGGCUCCUGGAAGUUGCCGUCCCUUAAGUGACGCCUCCUCUCUGCCCUCAUGGACUUGUUUCUUCAUACUAGUGCAAUUUGAUUUUGUUUUAUUUGGGGCUCGCCGUAUGUUUGGGAAUUGCCAAAGGCUAGCGGUUAGAGUCCUUUGGCGAAAUUGAAAGUAUUUGACUAAUCAGUUUUAAUUAUUGGAGUAGUUAACCCUGACGUCCACAAUCUGUCCUGCGCAGAAUUCUAGAAAUUAACAGUGUCUGUUUCCAUGUCUUAUGUGUUUUCUCCUCAGUUACCAUUUUAGACUUGUGUACCGUAAACCCACAUAUUACCCAUAAAUCAUUAGUACAUGUAAGCAUAGGAGGGGCUUACAUUCAUUUAUCGGAUAUUUAUUGAAUGCCUACUUUUUGCUGGGCACUGUGCUGAACUUACUAAGAACCUUUUUAUUUGAAAGCUGUUGCCUUCUGGCUGAUUUGUGCUGGCAAAACAGAAGCUAAGAAGGUGGUAGAGAUCGAGGCCAAAAGAUACUGCUAAUGAUGAGAGCCCAGUGGUGUGAUGUAAACAGUGCACACAUUGAGAAGCUGUGGGCUUGGGAGGUUUGGGGAUAGAUGACUGGGUGAAAUUCCUCUACAUUUUUUUUUUCUUACCUAUUUGAAAAAGAGAAAACUGACAUUUAGACAUGCACAUUUAUUUGCUCAGAUCCCCUGUCAUUAUCUUCUGUUAGAAAACGGAAGUUACUCUCACUUUAGGGAAAGUGACUGAAGCAGGGUAGCACAAUGCUUCGUUGCGGUUCCAGAGAAGCAUGAGAUGGACCCUAGAUGCCCACAGUGCUUUCACCCGGAGUCAGUAGCCAUCGAAAUGGCAAGUAAGAAAAGGCCAAGAGCCGUUCAGAGUGGCCGAUCUUCUCUUUGAUGUGCAAUAAAACAUCCAAGGCGCCUUUGAAAGUUUUAUUUAUAAUAUACUUUUUUUUGUAUGAGAGAGGUGAUUGAUUGGUACAGGGUGUGUAUUUUAGUGAAAGAUCAAAGUUAAGAUAGAAUUAGUUUUCAGGGCUUCUUGGGUUUUUGUUUUUGUUUUGUUUUUUGUUUUCUUUAAAAUUAAGAAUUUUAAAGAAAUUGGAAACCACAUUUUAAACUAUGGAAUUAAAUUGUUUCUUAUUUGGGAGGAUAAUGUAUAUACAUUGGGAUUCUGAUAAAUAAUAAAAUUGUUCUAAUUUGGUGCCAUUUGCUGAAUCACAACUGUAUUUUUGUAUCUCGAGCUAUUUUCAUAUGUUACAUGUCUAAUGUGUCACAGAAAGGUUUUCCAUCCAGACAUUACAUGGUCUCUGUGUUAACGGCUUUCCACUAAUCUUUUUGUACCAGUAUCAGCCAAUGAAAAUAUUCCCUGGGGAUUUUCUUUUGAUUUUUGUACUUAAAAAAAAAGUUCUGAUAAAGAGAUUCUCGAA